CUAGACAUGCAGACUGCUUCUACAAACAUUUGUGAAAGAAUGGGUCGCUCUCAGGAGCUCAGUGACUCCAAGCGUGGUACUGUGAUAGGUUGCCACCUGUGCAAUAAGUCUAUCCGCGACAGUUCCUGGCUACUAAAUAUUCCAUGCUCAACUGUUAGUGGGAUUAUAACAAAGAGGAAGCAACUGGGAACAACAGCAACUCAGCCACCAAGUGCACACAGUGCACAGAAGUCACCAACUGUCUGCAGAGUAAAUAGCUAAAGACCUCCAAACUUCGUAUGUCUGGAUUUGGCGGUUGCCAGGAAAACAGUACUUGCCUGACUGCAUUGUGCCAAGUGUAA
This is a messenger RNA of Staurois parvus, 341 nucleotides long. NCBI's taxonomy places the organism in Eukaryota, Metazoa, Chordata, Amphibia, Anura, Ranidae. The record is from the annotation of a GenBank genome assembly.